This is a messenger RNA of Penicillium salamii, 1107 nucleotides long. Lineage: Eukaryota; Fungi; Ascomycota; Eurotiomycetes; Eurotiales; Aspergillaceae. The record is from the annotation of a GenBank genome assembly.
AUGCCAAGAAACUCAAUUUCCGCCACACGAACCUCCUAUAUCACGCCUCUUCAUCUCUUCACUACUCCAGGCAUCUCUUACCCUUCGCCAUGGCAUUCAACUGUGCUGCAUGCCUGGGGAUUUCACCUCCAAUCUGAUCCGCUGAUCAUGGCAGGCGAAACAGGGCCAGUGGAGGUCUCGCGAUCCCAUGCAAUGGUGAUUGCGGGACUGUUUGCCCUAGCGUGUUGGAAUGUGCUACACAUCAUGGUAUCAAUAUUCACCACCUUCAGGCGAUACCGCGGCCUCUACUUCUGGAGCAUGUUGGUUUCUACCGUGGGAAUCCUUCUUCACACCAUCACAUCUUUUCUUCGCUACUUUGCGCUUGCUCCAAAUUUCCCCAUGUGUGUCUUGAUCUGUAUCGGCUGGUACGCUAUGGUCACAGGGCAAUCCGUGGUGCUAUAUUCCCGACUCCAUCUGGUCACCUCAUAUGACCGCUACUCACGAUGGGUAUUAUGCAUGAUUGUCUUCAACUUUUGUGCUUUGCAUAUACCCACUACCGUCCUUUUCCUUGGCAUCAAUCGCGGCGCACACUCUCUCGAUGAGCCAUUCAACAUCUACGAGCGCAUCCAGCUUGCAGGAUUUGCUGCCCAGGAAACCAUCCUCAGUGCUCUUUAUAUCUGGGAAGCCAUGACUACCCUGCGACCCAUCUUGCAAAUCAAGGGUGCUCAGGGUCAGAGAGUCCUGAUGAACCUGGUCGCCGUCAAUGUCAUUGCCGUCUUGCUUGACGCUUCUCUGUUGACAACAGAAUACACAAACCACUUCGACGUCCAAACAACCUAUAAACCGGUCGUCUACAGCAUCAAAUCGCUCUUAGAGUUUACUGUACUCAACAGCCUACUUGUCAUUGUGCGCGCAAAUCCAUCAGGCAUCGAGAAUCUCGACCAGUCGAACAGAGACGAGCUUCAUAUGGAGCUGCAGUGGAGCGGCAACCGCUCAGACAACGCCACCCCUUCCAGCUUUGGCCCACCAAGGUCCGACCAGGUUAUUCAAAAGUUUCCAUCCCGAGAGUCACAUCUCAAACUCAAUGGCUACUGGUCAUCAUGUAAUGAGCAGCGGGAACCGGUUUGA